Synchiropus splendidus (mandarinfish) is the source of this 2614-nucleotide messenger RNA. Its product is annotated as protocadherin alpha-8-like. The transcript has a single exon. The record is from RefSeq and is a predicted model, not a curated record. Lineage: Eukaryota; Metazoa; Chordata; Actinopteri; Syngnathiformes; Callionymidae. Gene Ontology annotation, biological process: homophilic cell-cell adhesion. Gene Ontology annotation, molecular function: calcium ion binding. Bases 117 to 2498 code for a protein of 793 amino acids. Gene Ontology annotation, cellular component: plasma membrane.
CGAGUCCCGCGGCACCGUCGUGUUCUGGUUCUUCUGCGUUCGCGUCUCACGAUGUGGCAAUUGAACUGUUUUGAAUGAGAAACCUGUUUGGGAUUGUUUUGCAUUUCUGAUCAACGAUGGAGAUGGGACACCAAACCGCUCGGGGAAGCUCUUGGAUUAUCUUCCUCUUGGCUGCAUUGUUUCUCGAUGGAAAACGCGCUCUGGCUGAACUGCGCUACUCUGUUCCCGAGGAGGUGAAGGAAUCAACGAUUGUGGGAAAUGUGGCCAAGGAUCUGGGUCUCGAUAUCAGCUCUCUGGUUGCUCGACGGUUCCGUGUUGUUUCUGAGUCCGAGGACGCGUUUUUUGAGGUAAACCCGCACAAUGGAGAAUUGUACGUCCGUAAGAGAAUAGACAGAGACGGCUUCUGUCAGGGGAGGGAGUCUUGCUUGAUCGAGCUCAAGAUCAUCGUGGAAAACCCGUUAGAAAUUCACUAUGUGGUUGUGGAAAUUACUGAUAUUAAUGACCACGCACCUUAUUUUCCUAAAGAGGAACAGAUUUUGGAAAUUGGUGAACAAACACCUCCAGGCAUUCGAUUUCAGUUGCAAGGUGCCAGUGAUCCAGAUGCUGGUUUACAUUCCAUCCGCACAUAUACGAUGACGUCGAAUGAGCUUUUUGAUUUGAACAUACGUCAAAGAGAUUCCAGUAAAAUCCCCUUUCUUAUUUUGAAAAAACACUUAGAUAGAGAACAGAAGGACGCGCAUUCGUUAAUCGUGACGGCCAUUGACGGAGGGAAACCUCAGAAAUCAGGAACAUUAAAUGUUACUGUAAUUGUUCUGGACAGUAAUGAUAAUCGUCCUACAUUCAGUCAGGAAGUAUAUCAAAUUGAAGUUAAAGAAAAUCUACCACUUGGUACCUCAAUUUAUAAGUUAAAUGCAAGAGACCUCGAUGAAGGAGUCAAUGGGGAAUUCACUUAUAAUUUUGCAAACAUUUUAGGUCAAGGAGACCACAAUGCAUUUAAAUUAGGUAGACUAAGUGGCGAAAUUAUUUUAAAUGGCACUUUAGACUAUGAAGCAAAUAAAGAUUUUGAACUUGAUGUGGAAGCAUCUGAUAAAGGAACACCACCAAUGAAAGGAGAAUGCAGAGUAAUUAUAAAAGUCAUUGAUGUGAAUGAUAAUCCACCAGAAAUUGAAGUGACGUCGUUGUCUAGCACAGUUUUUGAAAAUUCCAAACUAGGGACAGUCAUUUCCCUCAUCAAAGUGAAGGAUAAAGAUUCUGGUGUUAAUGGGAAAAUAAUCCUACAAAUAACUAAUGACGUACCGUUUGAGUUAAAACCCUCUUAUAAGGAAAACACAUAUUCAGUAGUUACAAAAACAGUUCUGGACAGAGAGGAAGUCUCUCAGUAUGAGAUCAUACUAAAAGCCACAGACUGUGGUGAACCUCCUUUGUCUUCUUUUAAAACCCUCAACAUCCAGAUAUCAGAUGUGAAUGACAACAGUCCACAUUUCCAACAAAACCCACUGGACUUUUAUCUGUCAGAAAAUAACCUGGCUGGAGCGUCAGUGUUCUCUGUGAGCGCAACUGAUAAUGAUCUGAACGAGAACGCGGCUGUUUCCUAUCAUAUAGUGAGAGAAGGAAGUAAGAACGACCUGCUGUCUUUCCUGAACAUCAACUCAGACAACGGACACAUUUCUGCUCUGAAAAGCUUUGACUUUGAGACGGUGAAGAGUUUCCAGUUCCAAGUUGUGGCCACAGAUUCUGGAAGUCCGUCACUGAGCAGCAAUGUGACAGUGAACGUGUUCAUCCUGGAUCAGAACGACAACCCUCCAGUCAUCCUGUAUCCAGUCAACUCCAACGGUUCUGCUGAAGGUGUGGAGGAGAUUCCCCGCAAUGUGAACGCAGGACACUUGGUGACUAAAGUCCGAGCUUAUGACGCUGAUGUAGGUUACAACGGCUGGUUGCUGUUUUCACUGCAGCAAGUUUCUGACCACAGCCUCUUUGGUUUGGACCGCUAUACGGGACAGAUCAGAACUCUCCGCUCGUUCACAGAGACAGACGAGGCGGAACAUAAACUGGUCAUACUGGUCAAAGACAAUGGGAACGUGUCUCUCUCAGCAACAGCUACUGUGCUGGUCAAAGUUGUGGAGCCCAAAGAGGCUUUUGCUGCUUCUGAUGUGAAAAGCUCAGCAAAAGUGGAUGAAGACACGGAUGUGACUUUUUACCUGAUGAUCACUUUGGGCUCCGUUUCAGUCCUUUUCAUCAUCAGCAUCAUAGUGUUGAUCGCAAUGCAGUGCUCCAAAUCCACAGACUACACUUCUAAAUAUCUCCAAGAGACCAACUAUGAUGGAACUCUGUGCCACAGCAUCCAGUACAGAUCUGGAGACAAGCGCUACAUGCUAGUUGGACCCAGAAUGAGUAUUGGAUCUACUAUAGUUCCUGGCAGCCAUGCCAACACUCUGGUGCUGCCUGACAGGAGGAGGCCUUCUGAAGAGGUAGGAGCUGUGGUCACUUAUGUUGGAUAGUUAGGCAUGUUCUCUGACCAUGGUGCUGAAAUGCUCGCAAAUGCUGCUCAUUGUUUUUUUCCCCAAGUAAACACUGUCGAUUUAUUUAAAAACAAAAAUUGCAUUUCGGAUAUUUU